This is a messenger RNA of Musa acuminata AAA Group (dessert banana), 2333 nucleotides long. Its product is annotated as F-box/kelch-repeat protein At5g42350-like. The coding region runs from base 198 to 1988 and encodes 596 amino acids. The record is from RefSeq and is a predicted model, not a curated record. The transcript is spliced from 2 exons. NCBI's taxonomy places the organism in Eukaryota, Viridiplantae, Streptophyta, Magnoliopsida, Zingiberales, Musaceae. Gene Ontology annotation, cellular component: SCF ubiquitin ligase complex. Gene Ontology annotation, molecular function: protein binding.
UUUUACCUAUAAAGUAGAAGUAAGCCCCCAAAAUUGACCCGCUGCAUAUCCGUCGCCUCCUCCUCUGCUGUUUACGGGAAAAGCCUUUUCCGAGAUUGGAUCGCCACAGAGAUCUCUCUGCGUCCUCGCCUCGGAUAGAAUAGAACGGUCUCGGACCUCGUCAUUUAGGAAGAGAGAGGGUUUGAGCGUUUUCUUGGAUGGCUACCAUCAGCACUUUGAAUAGAUCCAACAGCAACAGCAGGACUUCCCUUAUCUGCAAUGACUCCAGAAAAGCUACCAACGAAGGUGGCGAGACGUCUCAUCGCAAGGAUGUGGAGGGGUUGAGCAUUUCGAAGAGUCUAAUGCGGGGCGUGAGCGACAAGUUUAAGAAGACAAGGAAUGUUCUUGGAGCUCAUAGUGGUGGUGAGAGCUCGAGGACUAAUUCCUAUGCAUGCAUGGGGCUUUAUUUGAGGGGUGGUGGGUGCCGGGUGGGGACUUGCGAAGAUCUCGAUUCAAAUAUUAAGAGGCGGUUGAGCGCCAUGGACGAUUGCAUGCCACAGAGAAUGGCUAAUGGAGUAGAAGAAAGUGGGGUGGUGUGUUUCUCUUAUGGUGUUUCUGAGAAAUUUUGGAGAAGAAAUUCCAGAAAGGAGAAGGGUUCUGUGCGAUGCCCAUCGACUUCGCCUUCUGCUACCCCAGCUUUGCUUCCUGAUGAUGUGUUGGAAAUGAUUUUUGCUCGGCUUCCAUUAUCAUCGAUCGCGAUGGCUCGUUGUGUCUGCAAGAAGUGGAGGUACCUGACUGGCACACACCAUUUCAUACAGAUGAGAACCGAAGGUUCUUUCGGUACUCCAUGGCUGUUCCUGUUUGGCAUCAUGAGGGGUGGGUGUCAUGCUGGUGACAUUUAUGCUUUGGAUGUCUCUCGCGAUUGUUGGCAUCGGAUUAGCAAUGCUGUUCUAAAGGGCAGGUUCCUGUUUUCUGUUGCAAGUAUUAAGAGUGAUAUCUACGUCGUCGGUGGUUGCUCUAGCUCGUCUUUGUCAAUGGAAAAGAGCUCCAUCAAGACACACAAAGGGGUCCUGGUUUUUAACCCUUUAAGUGGUUCAUGGCGCAAAGCUGCACCUAUGAGUUCGUCAAGGUCAGGACCUAUUCUGGGUGUCUUUGAAGUCGGAGCCAGCUGCAGUUUAUUUAAAGCUAGAACUAAGUCUCAUGAUCGGCCUCUGUUAAAGUCUCGAAUUGGUGGAGUGUCAGAUGUAUAUGAGGAUCCUCACCGUCUCUCUGUCAGGCUACGACUUAGAGAUGCAUUCAAUGAGGAGGAUGAUUCAUCAGAACAUAAAAGAAGAUCAUCCAACUUUGUUAGAGAAAAGGCAGGCGAGCAGUUCAAGUUUGCAUUGAUUGCGGUGGGUGGUCGUGGGCCUUGGGAUGAACCUCUUGAGUCUGGGGAGAUCUACAAUCCUGUGACUGAUAAAUGGACUGAGAUUGCAAGUUUGCCAGGGGAAUUUGGAGUGGUUUGCUCAGGUGCCGUAUGUGGCCAAAUGUUUUAUGUCUACUCAGAGACAGAUAAACUUGCUGGCUAUGAUCUGACAAGAGGCUUCUGGAUGACAAUACAGGUCACCCGACCACCUCCCCGUCUUCGCGAGUACUACCCGAAGCUCAUUGCUUGUAGCAGCCGGUUGUUCUUGUCAUGUGUGUCAUGGUGUGAAAGAGAUGGCCAAGUGAACAGGAGGGAGAAAGCUGUAAGGAAGCUUUGGGAGCUGGAUUUCACUUUGCUGACAUGGAAUGAGGUCUCACGGCACCCAGAUGCCCCCAUGGAUCGGAACGCCCUGUUUAUUGCAGAUGAGAGCAUGAUUUACAGUGUCGAAAUGUUUAGAAUAUUUGGACAGGUACUGGAUUUCCUAACUGCUUGUCACCUUUCUGAAACUGGACUGGAGUGGAGUCGUAUCACCAAGAAGCAUGCCACACAUGAAGUAGAUGCUUCCUCGUGUUUAGUAAAAUCGAUGCUAGUGUUGCACCUGUGAAUUUGUCUUAGGCAAUCCUUUUAGUUCUUUGGUUUGUUUACAAGCAAGGUACCAGCGUGCAUGUACUUUGCCCAUGAAAACUAACUCGGAAGUGAAAACGGAGUAUUGAUGAAGCAAUAUACAUCAGUCAACUAUUCACUGUCAUCUGUAUGUUUAGAUUGCCUUGAAGAAAAGAAGGUAUAAUUUCUCUCAGUAGUCAUCUGUUUUUUAAUUCCUUCCACACAUGUUCAUUGUUUAUUGAAUUGCUGGGGCAAAAUUUGUUUGAGAUUGUAACAAUUUCUUCAUUGGGUUGUGAAAGUUGUAUUUGGAUUUGUGGAUUUCUUCAAAUUCAAUCAAGUUGUUGAA